CACAAGAAUCCGUGGUUGAGCCCCUCCGGAAAUGGACUGGAGAAACUCCUCCUGAGCUACAGUCCCUAGUGCAGGAAAUCUGCGUGUCUUUGCAAAGACAAAUGAAGAACAUUAGAUCAGUCCAGAAAAAACAUGUCGUCGAGAAGACCAUUCAAGCAUCCGAUAUAACACAGCAAAUAGCCAAUAUGAAGAACUGCCUAAAUAAUGCCAUUCAUCGAUUCGAGCUGAGAUCAUUGACAUUAAUCUUGCUUCGUACCGAGCAUUCAUCUGUUCAAUCUGAGCUAUCGAGACUCAAGCGAGUCCCAGCUGAGUACACGUGUGUGACUAGCAAAUCAGAGUGUCUUCCGGGGACGCAGGUCAAGAUACAAAAAUCCCUACUUAGACACCUGAAGAACGCCGAGAGCCGAUUUGUUUGGUUAAGGGGCUCUCCUGGAACAGGGAAGACUGCAAUCUCUAUGAGUGUCGCAUCCACUCUUGAGAAACGGGGUACUCUAGCAGCGUCAUACUUUUGGGAUAAGAACCAGAGCGGAACGGGCUUGGAUUCUAUCGAACAGUUCCCCUCUACCCUUGCCCACCAACUUGCAUCCUUCAGUGAGGACUUCAAAUUGUCGCUUGUCAGGCACCUUCGGAAACCAGCUUUGGCCUCAGUUCAGAAUUUCCCUCUGGAAAAACAAAUAAGGACUCUGGUGAUUGAGCCGGUGUGUGAGUUGAAGGAUAUAUGGUCUUCGGGCAAGGAUCGUGUUGUCAUCGUUUUGGAUGGCCUUGACGAGUGCGGGAAUCAGGAGAUACUCAAAUCCCUGAUGAUGCUAGUUCUUACCCUUCAGGAGCUGCCACCGGCGUUUGCUGUGCUAUUUAGCUGUCGCCCUGAGUCAGGAGUCAUUUCGGCUUGGUCUAAGGCUCGAACCAAGGGUCUUAUCAUACCGUGUGAAGAUGUGGACAACAUCGUGUCGGAUGUAGCUUUCUCCACAGUGCGGUGUAUGGUGGCGGAUGGGCUUCAGGAGCUCAUUAGUGAAUCUCCGUGGAAACCAAACAAGAGGGAACUCACUGAUUUUGCUCGGGCCUGUCGGGGGUUACCUGUUAUGGCAUCUAUCCGGGUUCGCGAUGCCGGCCUGCAGACACGGCGUGGCCGCACCUUACAGUCGGUGUUCCGGGAGUUGCUAACCCUCACCGAUGCACCUGCCAACCUCAACUGGGAGUACUUGCGAAUCCUUCGACGAGCCUACAUGCUGGAUUCAUCUGAUAUUCACCCAGAUGUAGCCAAGAAGUAUCGCUUAGUGGUUGGUGCGAUUGUUGCGGCGCACGAGCCAAUGAGGGUCUCUUUUAUGUCACAGCUUUUCAACAUUGGCGAAGACGAGAUCCGUGCGACAUUGGAACCAAUCAGCUCCAUCGUCAAUCUUCCCUCAGGGAACACAGAGGAAGUCACCUUAUAUCAUGCAACGGCACAAGAAUUCAUCACAGGGGAACCAAUUGGUAAUGAGAAGGACAAAGUAUUUUUCAUCGAUGACCCGAAAGGGUAUUUCCUUGGAUUGCCACUGCUUCGCCUCUUCAGCAAUUAUUGUGAGCUGGAUGCAUUCGGAAUACCUACGAAUCCCCCUUUAGGAGAUGAAAGAAUAUGGAGGGAAUUUAUGACGAAAAAGGAGAAAUAUUUGUGGGGCCUCAACUAUGUUAUUGUAGACUUGCUCAGGCACUUGGACCCUUCCCAACUUUUUUCACAAGAGUCCAAUGAAUUGCAGAACGAGUUUAAUUCCUUCAUCACGCAAAACUACCUCUUGACUUUCAUGCACUUGCAAGAUGUGGGCUAUAGCAGAAGUUCAAUUCCCGACGAAUUACUUCAAUUCAAUGUAAGUAUAAACUAUUCCUCCGGCGUUUUUCUGAUGUCAUUUUUGAUAGAAUCACAAUUCAAUCCAACUUCUGAAAGGUUUAAAGGAGCUAGCUUUCACUGCUGCGGAUGCACCAUGGGAAUUCUACCGAUCGGAGCUCCCUUUUGCCCCACCCUCGUCAUCCCUUCACAAACAAUAUGGCCAUCUUGCUGAUCCUGUCCGGAUCUUCUCCGCUUUCGGCGAGUUUUCUGGUGGCACCAUUCCUU
Molecule: messenger RNA, 2086 nt
Organism: Cantharellus anzutake
Lineage: Eukaryota; Fungi; Basidiomycota; Agaricomycetes; Cantharellales; Hydnaceae
Exons: 4
Coding region: 102-2033 (643 amino acids)
Source: RefSeq, a predicted model, not a curated record